CUCUUUGCCAUUCCUGUCCUUUGGUUUACUUCUGCCUGUGACUACUCCUUGUAGUAUUCCGUGUUUUUUUGCGAAGUUACUGACGCUGUGGAAGUAGUGUGGAAAAUAGCUGAUGUUCUUGCAUAUCUAAAGUAGGGGAGUUGUGAAAAAAUCGCAAGUUUUAUACUUUCUGUGAAAGAUGUCUCAGAACAGAGGAUAUCGUCGGGAUGGCAGGCAGUCCUAUCAGAUGAACUCUUCAGCACAUUACGGUGGUCGUUCUGGGCAGCAGAUGAAUGUGAAUCCAUGGGAAGGGGGCUUGGUUCCAGGAGGAAGAUCUGGAGUAGGAGGCUUGCUGCCAACACCUCCACAAUCAUCAAAUCUCUUGUCCCAGUUAUCAUCACCUGAAGCACAAUUGGCUCUUGCUAGCAACCUGCUGUCAACACUGCUGCGACCUCAGCAGCCUUCCCCCGAAGUACCAUCUUUACUGAGUUUGGGUUCACUUGGUCAUCUGGGAAAUGCACCAGGCGGUUCUGGGUAUAGGCAGCAUUCUGGCUAUGGUCCUGGCAGAUAUCAGGACCCUGGUCCUAACAGGCGUAAGCGUAUGGAAUCACGGAGACAAGAACCGUACAAUAAGCCCACGCAGGGUCGUCGCCCUGCCCCUGCCAGGGGGGGUCCCGAGAGGAAGCCUGGUGGUAGCCAGGGGUUGCGAAGUCCUAGCAUAGGGAAAAGUCGCAGUGGCUCAGGCACCAAACCUGGGGUUAAAGCUGACAGAAAGGAUGAUGACAAAGAACCUAAGAAAGACAAAGACCUGGAGGAUGAUAAAAGUAGUGGAGCAGAAAAGAAAACUGAUGAAGAGGAUGUUAAGAGAGAUGAAGGUGAAGAUGGUGAGAAGAAGAGGGAUUGGAAGGAUGAGAAGAAGUCUGAAGAAUUGUCAGGUGCUGAUAAAGACGAAAAUGAGGAUGACAAGGAAGAGGAUGAGAAAGACAAGGGUGUGGAGAAAGUGCCAGCCUCUCGAUACAGUGGCAUUCCUCCAUCACUGUUUUACUGUCACGUCUGCAAGAAGCACAUGUGGGACGAAAAUUCAUUCCAGAACCAUUUGAAAGGAAGAACACACCAAUUGAUGAUGGAUAAAUUGGAAGAGAGUUACAAGAUAAGGGUGGAGCUCAUGAGACACGAGCAAAAGGUGGCAGAGCAGCAACGAGAAAUUGAGAUGGAACGAAUGAAACGCCAGGGCAAAAAAGUGAACAUGAACAUCCGGGAAUACUGCACCAUGUGUGACUUGCACUUCUUUGGCAACCUUAUUGUGCAUCGCAAAAAUGAUCGUCAUCAGCAACUGAAGAACUUCCUUCAUCCCCGGUGUUUGCCCUGUGGAAAGGAAUUCCCAACUCGUGUUGAAUGGGAUCAUCACAAACUCACGCCCCUGCAUCUGAAGAAAACUGCAGAAGCUCGUAAAAAUCGGAAGUCUGGUUCAGAUGACGAGUUUGGAAUUGAAGAACUGAUUUCAGGAGGAGGUGGCUUUGGAGAUGACUUUUCCAAGAGAGAGAUUAAAGUAAGGACACGAGAAGAGGAAGAGGAUGAAAUAAAAGAAGCUGAUAAAGUUAAUGAGACUGUUUUGGGAAAAGAAAAGAGUGGUGGUCCAGAAAAAGAUGAAGGGGUAAAUAAGGAUGCUGAAGGGAAGGACGAAGGAGAGGCAACAGUAAUAGGCAAUCUGCGUUUACGGGUGCCCAAGUACAAUCCUGAAGUAGCAGUCGGAUUAAGUCUUUUGAAGAAGAUGACUGGUCAGACAUGUCGGGCUUGUCACAGAUUCUUCAUUAAUGUGGAAGAUGCUAAAACACAUUGCCGCACAUUAAUGCACUACAACAAUUUUGUAGAAUUGAUUAAAGAAAAGGCAAAAGCUGCCGAGGCCAAGGAAAGACGGGAGGCGAAGGCCGAGGCCAAGAAGAGGGAAGGAAGUCUAGAAAGUACAGAGAAGGCUGCAAAACGUACAGAAGACAUGAACACAGUGGAUGAUGAAGGAAACUGGAAGCGUCGCAAAGUGGCAAAUGCCGAAGAAGACGAAGAUGCAGAUGCAGAUGCACUUGUGUCCACGCCAACCGAUGGUGGUAAAGUAAGUGAGACAGCAGCAACCACGAAUCCAGUUGUGAAAGAAGAUAUUUCAGAGGCUGUGCCAACAAAUGGGAGUCAGAAAUAUGACCCGCUGGAGGCAGAUGCGGAGGAGUCCAACCCUGAGGAUGAGAACAAAGGCACUCAGUCUCAAACACCAGUGAAGGAGGAGGAAGAGGAGGAGGAGGAUAAAGUAAAGAAUAAAAAAGAAAAUAGCAUUGUUGGAGAUGAUAAUCUGUGGGCAGAGGUGGAUCGUGACCUUGGAAGUAUUCUAGACACUGUUGAUGGUGAAGCAGAGACCGAGAGUCUGAAUGAUAUGACGGAAGAUGAGUUACUAAAUAUAAAGCAGGAAUCGGACUCGCCUGCAAAGGUAAGCCGCAACAGCACUCGGAACAAGGCGACCAGAGGGUCCCUGACUCCCAAGACCCGUGGAAGAAAGAAGAAGUAAUUCGAGCAUUUCUUUUACUUAUUGACAGGUAUGAAUAGAAAGAAGAGUUAUGUUUUGUCCUCUUACAGUAGAAUGUAAGUUAUAAUAAGGCAUUGAAGUUUUCCUUCUGAUAUUGUAUGUUGCUAAUGCAUUUGAUUGCAUAACUCUGUGUAUGUCAUAACAUUAGUAUGCGACAGCUACAGUAUAUCAUAGUUUGUAGGAAGUCUGAUUUGGAAUUUCAUAUUGCAUCACUGUGUCCUGAACUGCAUCAUACCCUUGUAUACAAAACAGAAGAAUGAGAAACAUUUCGAUACUGGUAUUUUGAGAGUUGUUAAGAUUAAGAUAAUUGAAGUCAUACAGACUGGAGACAUUUAAGAAAUUAAAACUUCUGAAAAGUGUUCAUUUGUGAACUGUUGUAUCAUU
Zootermopsis nevadensis is the source of this 2932-nucleotide messenger RNA. RefSeq names its product Protein on ecdysone puffs (gene Pep). Gene Ontology annotation, cellular component: nucleus. The record is from RefSeq and is a predicted model, not a curated record. Gene Ontology annotation, molecular function: zinc ion binding; nucleic acid binding. Lineage: Eukaryota; Metazoa; Arthropoda; Insecta; Blattodea; Termopsidae.